CUCAUUUGCUUUUCUUAAAAAGGGAGAAUAAAAAAAACGAUAUUUUGACAUUGACAGCAGUAGGUAAACAAAACCGGAAAUUCUAAUAGAAUGGAAAGCUGAUUCAAUUUUGAACUUCAGGACAGUGGAAAUAAAGACCUUAUUUUGUUAAAUAAUUUAUUUAUAUCGGGAUGUAGGUAAAGUUUACUUUAUCAAUUCCAAAAGGCAAAAAAUUAUUUUAGUAGAUCCGGGUUAUUCCUAUCCUUUAUUAUGAAUAAAUAAAGACGAAAGAAUUAGAUUGUUUCGCAAAACGUCAUGGAUCAAAACUUUUUUCUGUAUGUUGAUGCCAGGUGUACGCAGAUUUUUAGAACUUUAGACAGCCAAGUGCUUAGAAAUACUGAAAAAGCUGGAAUACAAACUAGGCCAGCAGAAAGCAACGGUCUCUGGUGUUGUGCAUUAUUACCAAUAAUUCUAAAUAUUUAUUCUGUCCAAUAUGCAGUAUCACCAUUAUACAAAUUUGUAUCAGUCAUUUCUAUUGGCUUGUUCAUUUAUUGUGUACUUUUCAUCAUAUUUUUGUCCAUGUCAAGUUUGGUAAUACAACAAUCUGUCUAUUCGGGUUGCAUUGCUUCAGGGUUUAUUUCUGUUCUAUUGAUGUAUACAAUCUUGAAUUGUGAUCUGCUGUUUUCUCUGAUUUAUUCUCUCACAUCAGUACUGUCAUUCAGUUGGUUGCUACGCACCUCACUUAACCAGUUUCAAAAAACAUUCACAAUUGGUGAAGCUAUGUUACUUCUGCAAGCUGCAGUUUUGUUUGUUGCAGCAACCAUUGCCAAAACUACAACCAAUCUUGAUGAGUCUGAUAAAGAGUUGGAUUUUAUUUAUACUAUUAUUUUUACUGUGCUGUUAACUGUUGGAAUAAUUAUAACAGCUUUAUGUCUACUGAAGGAUGAACAAAGAAAUAUUGAGACAUUGGGCUACAUUAUUGCUGGCAGUGGAGCAGUCGGACUGUUCAUAUUACAUUGUACCUUGGGAUUUAACUGCAUUUACCAUAUAAUUCAAUAUAUAUUUCUGGAAGGUAAUAGGGCUUUAAUAUUCCUAUUCUGGGCAGUGUUGUUGGUCAUAGCCUUAGUGGUAUUGGCGACGCGUACGCAACUCGCUGUUAAAGCAAGCACAGUUACGCGAAAAUCGUUCCACAUCCUAGCCUCUUUGGUCUUCAUGUCCGGAAUAUUACUGGACCCUAACCUGAUGACACUUGCAGCAGGGAUUGGUUUUGCAGUACUGUUAUUGACAGAGGCUCUCAGAAAAUCUAAGAUAGAUCCUAUAUCAUCAAUGCUUCAGUCAGCAUUUCUUGUCUAUUGUGACGAAAAGGAUUGCGGUUCUUUUGCGAUGACGCCACUAUACUUAUUCACUGGGCUCGCGUGCGGGCUAGCACUGGUGCCGCGCACGGCCGGCCCGGCGCCGCUGGAGCGACUCAGCGGCGUGCUGGCCACCGGCAUCGGGGACUCCGCCGCCAGCUGGUUCGGCGCCAACUACGGUUUCAACAAGUGGCCCGGUGGUCAUAGAACUUACGAGGGAACAUUCUUCAAUAUCUUAUCUCAAGUAGCCACAGUUUAUGCGUUACUGCUAUUUGAAUUAUUGGAUGUCAACUAUGCAUUGGUACGCACCACAAUAGCUGCAGUUAUAAGUGGGUUUGUCGAAGCCAGGACUCAUCAGGUAGACAAUAUGGUGCUGCCUCUCGUCACUUUAAUAGCUUUUCAAGCCACUUGGUUUUUAAGUUGACACUAAAUUUAGUAUGAUGUGACCAGCAUGUCUGCUGGUUUUUGCUGGCUGUGAGGGAGGUUGCAAUAUGUUGGCUAUAAGCAUGACAAUUUAUCAAUAUGUUUUUAUACUUUUAUAAACCAAAGACUUUUAAAACUUAUGCAUUAUUGUAAGUGGAUAAUUUAUUUUUCAUAAUAAAAAUAAUGCUGUUACAUAUUUUCUGGAUUUAUUUAUCACUACAACAUUGAUCUCGGCUUAACCUCUACCCGAUGUGAAUUUUUGUAUGUACAUUAUUACUUGAUUAUAGUG
Chilo suppressalis (striped riceborer) is the source of this 2043-nucleotide messenger RNA. The record is from the annotation of a GenBank genome assembly. NCBI's taxonomy places the organism in Eukaryota, Metazoa, Arthropoda, Insecta, Lepidoptera, Crambidae.